Messenger RNA from Stylonychia lemnae, 2541 nucleotides. NCBI's taxonomy places the organism in Eukaryota, Ciliophora, Spirotrichea, Sporadotrichida, Oxytrichidae. The record is from the annotation of a GenBank genome assembly.
AUGAGGGAAUGCUAUGAUAUCACUCCUGUUCUUAAUAAAUCACAACCUUUAGCUGUAAAAGAAUUUUAAUUUGUAAAAAACAACUAUGUUAUUUUCAACUCAAAGAUACCAGAUAUGAAAGGAAUCUAAGACUUAAUUACUGGAGAUUAAAAAAUCAUAUCAAGUAAAUAUUUGGGCUCAUGUGAUAGAUACUUAGCCAUUAACAAUGACUUCUUUAGAAAUGAAAAUUUCGAUGAAUUGAUUCAAAAAGAGUAUAAACCAUUAAUAGAUUACGAAAAAGUCGAAGAAAUUAAAUCAGAAGAUAUUCUGAUAAAAUCUGAUUCAAAUUAUGUAUAUCUUAAUGAUAACCGUUACCUUUUAUGGACUUCAUUCAGGAGAUAAUCAGACCAAGAUAUAUACGCUUAUGGAAAUACUUUUUGCAUAAUGUAUAAUGAGUUUCUUGAAAAAUUAUAUGUCUGUGAUUAGUAAAAAGUAGAAGUCUAGGGUCAUUGCAUUUACUCUUUCAAAUGGAAAGUUGAUUAAAGAAAUUUCAGGGGAAAUGAAGUUUAACUCUGUCUAUGUGAAGGACAAUUAUGUUUAAGUAAAUUCCGAACACGGAGAGUUAUAGGCUUAACUAAUGAAGAAAUCAUCAAGGAGUUGACAUUAAAUGUCGAAAAAUAUUUAAAAUUCAUUUCUGGAUAUGGAACAGUAUUUAAUUUAUUUUAGAAUAAUUUAGCUGCUCUUGAAGUCAUAAUUAAAUAGUUAUCAAUAAAAGAUAGGCAAAUCUUACCAAUUCUUAUUUGCUAGAAAAUGCUGGGUGGAGAAUCUCCUUUAGAUUUCUCAAUUAAGAAUCAUCAGCAAAAGAUCAUUAAUUUAAUUCUUUCUAUGAUUACUAAGUACUAAGAUCAUAUUUUGUUUAACUAGCUUAUUGACAAGAAUUUAUGCGAACUUAUCAAGCAAUAGAUAGACCUACAAGAAUACUUUCAAAGUAAUCUUCCUAAUUAUGAAAUUCUUGAUUUGUCUUUUCCAAGUCAGCAUCCUGAUGAGCAAGAACUGAUUGAAGGAAUUACAUUGGAUAAUCCUAAAGAUGUCCAUUCAAAAUAUGAUGAAUUAUUUGGGAGAAAAUUAAACAAUAAUGCACAACAAGAUGACUUUGUCGCUUCUAUUGAAUAUCAUUUGAUAAAUCUACCUGUUACUUUGAAAGAGAAACCCUAAUAAUUGAUGAAUGUGUUGAGUUAAACAGAAAAUCCUGAAUACUUUGAAAACAAAACCAUUUAAACUAUCAUAAACUUUAAAUGGAACUAGUAUACCAAAUAAUUCUACAAGAACAGAUUCUAUGUAUACUUGAUCUUCAUGGCUUCUUUUAUAUUCGAUAUUUUCUAUUCAACUUAUGCUUCUUAAAGUAAUUCAGACCCAACCUAAUAAGAUGGUGAAGCAGUUUUAGAAACAACUCCUCCUAAUAUAUGGCUCAAAAUCUCCACAAAAGUAAUCUGCGGUGGUGUUCUUAUCUACUUCUUAAUUUAUGAGAUAUAACAAAUCAGAGUUUAAAAAGGAGAAUACUUUAAUGAUGGAUGGAAUUACUUUGACUUUUCUCAUAUUCUUGCGUUUACAACAUUCUGUAUAUUGGACUUUACAAGUGAGAGCCAAGAAUACCUUAUCUUGAUCAAAAUUCUAGUUAUUGUCUUGUCAUUUAUGAAACUAUUUUUCUUUUUGAGAAUCUACGAUGGAUUUAGUUUCUUAGUACAAAUGAUGGCUGGAGUGUUCAAGGACCUCAAAUACUUCAUGAUGUUCUUCAUUAUCAUUAUCUUGCAAUUUGGAAUGAUAUUCUUAGUCCUAUUCUAAGCCAAGUAGAUUGAUGAAUACAACGGUAUCAACAAAUUGGCAUACUUUUUAAUGGCGUUUAGAAUAUCAUCUGGUGACUUCCAGUUAGAUGAUUAUCAUAGUCAAGAAGAUGGUCUAGUUAUUUUUACUUGGAUGAUCUGGCUAGUUGCUGUCUUGACUUUGAAUAUUGUGUUCAUGAACUUUAUUAUUGCUGUUAUUUCAGAAUCAUAUGAGAGAGUCAUGUAAAAGCUAGUAGCUGAAUCUUAUAGAGUAAAAGCUCAUAUGAUUGUCGAAAGAGAAUAACUAUUUAACAGAGAGGGGUUGGAGAGCAUAAGUAACUUCCCAAAUUUUAUAGUAGUCAGAAGACCAUUAAACACAGAGACAAAUGAUGCUGGGGAAUGGUAGGGAUUCAUUAAAGAUCUCAAAUAUACCAUUAGAACUACAGCUGCAAAAUCUAAAGGAGAACUUAUCCAGAGUCUUCACUCAAUUCAGACCUAAAAUGUAAAAAAUGGUCAAAAACUUUAGAAAAUUGAUGAAGCUUUUGAGUUAAAUUCAAAGAAUGUAAGUCUUGAAGAAAAAAUUUCUAAAUUGUAGUAGAAUAGCAAAAAUGACUUUGACCUUUUAAAAUCAGAAUUCAACACUAAAGUUGAUAGUAUUGAUGAUCAAGUAAAAGGUCUGAAGAAUGAUAUGGAAUUCAUUAAGAGUUCUUUGACCUAAAUUCUUCAAAAAGUUGAUCAGUGA